CAACAUAAACUCCCAACUUCAUAGGUUUUUUUGUUUUUUGUUUUUCAUUUUCCGCCGGCGAACUACAUUGUUUUUCUAUUCAAAAAAAAGGCUUAAAAGGUAGUUUUUGUCGAUAUUUUUCAUGGAAGAAGGAGAAAGCAUAUUGGAAUCAAUCUACGAAGAGAUUGAUUUAGGAGAUGGGGAAGAUGCUGAGAUGCUUGAUGUAGAAGAAGGAGAGCUCGUGGAUAAUGACCUGGUAGAUGAUCGAGAAAAAACCGGCGUUGCAGUUGUUAAUGUUGAAAAUCAAGGUUCCCAGAGUAAAAACAAGACGCGCAAAGGAAAUAAGAAGAAGAGCAAGAAAAGGAAGGGUGGUUCAGAACCUAAAACUUUGGAUAUAAACAGGUUUGUGUUAGAUACUUGUAGACGGUUAAAAGAGAAGAAGUCUUACUUGGUGUAUACUGCUGUGGGAUGUUUGGGGAUUUCUGCAUUGAGUGAUCUUGUUAAAGAGGUGGAUGUAAUUCAAUCUUGUGGAGGACAGAUGACUGCUGAUGGCAGGCAUUACAGGAAUGGUGGUGGCGUUUUAUGGAAUAUCAUAAAAGCGCGAGAACCAGUUGCUUAUCGAGAAAUAAUGAAAAAAGCCAAGGAAUUUGAGAAACAAUUCAAGCAACAAAAUAUCAGACAAGCGCCACCACAGAGCAAAAAGAGUUCUUCUCAAGAAACUGCCUCUACGCUCGUGAAUGAAACUGCAACAAGUAUUCCAGAAGAUUCUGGACCAAUUACUCAUAAACCAACAGAAGAGUUCAGUGCCGAAGGAGCACGGAAAUCUGUUCAUGAUAGGAUUAGGGUUCCUGUUUCAUAUGAAGACCUUCUAGGAGGAUAAGAAAGAUUUUUAAUGUGAAUGUUUUCAGAACAUUGAAACAUUGCUUGGCAUCAAUUGUUCAUGUAUUGAUUUGUUGAUACAAUGGGUUUUAUAUAAUUUGGAAAGCUACAGAUGAGAUCAUGGUCAUUAAUGAAAGAAUUAUUAGCUGU
Hibiscus syriacus is the source of this 1008-nucleotide messenger RNA. RefSeq lists its product as uncharacterized. Gene Ontology annotation, biological process: snRNA export from nucleus. The transcript has 4 exons. Bases 122 to 859 code for a protein of 245 amino acids. The record is from RefSeq and is a predicted model, not a curated record. NCBI's taxonomy places the organism in Eukaryota, Viridiplantae, Streptophyta, Magnoliopsida, Malvales, Malvaceae.